Gambusia affinis (western mosquitofish) is the source of this 2575-nucleotide messenger RNA. RefSeq names its product transcription factor IIIB 90 kDa subunit-like. NCBI's taxonomy places the organism in Eukaryota, Metazoa, Chordata, Actinopteri, Cyprinodontiformes, Poeciliidae. Gene Ontology annotation, molecular function: RNA polymerase III general transcription initiation factor activity; TBP-class protein binding; RNA polymerase III type 3 promoter sequence-specific DNA binding. Gene Ontology annotation, cellular component: transcription preinitiation complex; transcription factor TFIIIB complex; nucleus. The transcript is spliced from 18 exons. The record is from RefSeq and is a predicted model, not a curated record. Gene Ontology annotation, biological process: transcription preinitiation complex assembly; transcription by RNA polymerase III; DNA-templated transcription initiation. The coding region runs from base 154 to 2274 and encodes 706 amino acids.
AAACACAGAUCAAAACCAGAAUCAGUAAUUGAUCCAUUAGUCUGAGUGGUUACGGUUCGGAUGGGGCGAACAUGAAGCUCAGCUGCUAGAGUUCGAACCGCUGUCUGUUGGGUCUUCCCGCCUGGUUCCGGAACCUUACCCGGCUCCGCCACAAUGAGUUCCAGGGUGUGCCGGACCUGUGGGGGGUCCGACAUCGAUGUGGACCAGGCCCGGGGCAGCGCAGUGUGCACGGGCUGCGGCUCGGUUCUGGAGGACAACAUCAUUGUGUCAGAGGUCCAGUUCGUGGAAGGAAGUGGAGGCGUGUCGUCUGCUGUGGGACAGUUUGUCUCUGCUGAUGGUCCAGUUAAAGCUCCACUCCUCGGUUCUGGUUUCCACACCGGCGUCGGAAAGGAGUCCAGAGCCCAGACGCUGCAGAACGGUAAGCGUCAGAUCCAGCAGCUGGGCAGCCAGCUGCAGCUCAACCAGCACUGCCUGGACACGGCCUUCAACUUCUUCAAGCUGGUCGUCAGCAAACACCUGACCAGAGGCCGGCGGACGGAGCACGUCAUCGCCGCCUGCCUCUACCUGGUGUGCCGCACCGAAGGCACGCCCCACAUGCUACUGGACCUGAGCGACCUGCUGCAGGUAAGAGCAACAUGGGAGCAGCCAGCUGCAGCGUCUCUGAGCUCUGGACCAAUCACAGAGCGUCUCUGUGUCCAGGUGAACGUCUACAUCCUGGGGAAGACCUUCCUGCUGUUGGCCCGGGAGCUGUGCAUCAACGCGCCCGCCAUCGACCCGUGCCUGUACAUCCCUCGCUUCGCUCACAUGCUGGAGUUUGGAGACAAGAACCACGAGGUUUCCAUGACGGCGCUCCGCCUGGUGCAGAGGAUGAAGAGGGACUGGAUGCACACGGGUCGUCGCCCGUCCGGGCUCUGUGGAGCAGCUCUCCUGGUAGCGGCUCGGAUGCACAAGUUUCGGCGCUCGGUGAAGGACGUGAUCGGCGUGGUGAAGGUGUGCCAGACCACUCUGAGGAAGAGGCUAACAGAGUUUGAGGACACGCCCACCAGUCAGCUGACCAUCGAUGAGUUCAUGCGGGUGGAUCUGGAGCAGGAAUGUGAUCCGCCGUCCUUCACUGCCGGCCAGCACAAAGUCAAGAUGCAGCAGCUGGAGCAGGAACUGGCCCGGAAGCUGGACGAGGUCGAAGGAGAAAUCAGCUGCUACAAGGAGGAGAUUGAGACGGAGCUGGAAAAGAGCCGGCCCAAACUCAGGGGGAUCUACGCCGCCUACGCCAAGGAAAUGGAUCCAGAGGAUGACGACGUCCUGUCCUCUCCGGUCGACCCGGAGGACAAGGAGGGGGACGACGCCGCCCUGCAGGCCGCCGCCCAGCGGCUGACGCAGGACUUCCUGCGUCGGGUGAUCCAGGAGGAGGAGGGGGGCGGGGCGCCACAGGAAGCGGAAACGGAGGGAGCCGGGCGACCCGCCCAGGGCGCCCCUUUGGCCUCCAUCCUGGGAAAUGCCAGCCUGGGCCUCCAGGAGAGCUUUCACACCUUCGAUCUGCCAGAACCGGACCAGAACCCAGACGAGGAUCCGUCUCCGAGCGGAGAGCUGGACCUGGAAGGAAUCGAUGAUCAGGAGAUCGAUAAGUACAUCCUGAACGAGAAGGAGGUGGAGGUGAAGACGGAGCUUUGGACCAAGCAGAACGCAGAUUACCUGAAGGAGCAGAAGGAGAAGGAAGAGAGGAUCUCCAAGGAGAAGGAGCAGGGCACCUACAAGGAGAAGAAGAAGAAAUACAAGAAGCGUGAGCAGAUCGAGGCGGCCACGGCGGGCGAGGCCAUCGAGAAGAUGCUAGAGAGGAAGAAGAUCUCCAGUAAGAUCAACUACGACGUCCUGAAAGACCUGAACCAACCGGCAGGAAGUCCAGCCUCCGAGCCCCCAGGGGGCGCCGCCAUCGUCUCACGCAAACGCCUGAGCCGCCGCCGCAGGAAGGCCAGCGACGCCAACGCAGAACUGUCCGCCAGCGCCACCGUAAUGACCAAGAGGUUCAGGCGCCUCAUUUCCUCCACACCUCGGAAAAAGAAAGCCGCUCCGCAGGUGGAAACAGCAGUUGUCAUGGAAACGGCAUCGGAGGCUGUACAUGAAGCUCCUCCUGCAGCUGUUCCAGACGCAGGCCCCGCCCCCACCGAAGCCCCGCCCCCGGGGGAAACGGAGGAAGAGGAAGAGGAGGCAGAGGAAGACUGCGUCAGCGCACUGCAGCUGGUCGGAGAUUACGGCUGUGAGGAAGAGGAAGUGUUCUAGCCCCGCCCACCCUGAACAAACUCCGUCCAGCCAAUCAGAGGCCAGCAGGUCAAUCAGUGAUGGAAGAACCAGAACUUAUCAGAACUUUUCCCUUUGAGGUGUCUUGGACCUACACGGAACCGGCAGAACCAGCAUGUGGCAGGAAGUGUGUGAGAGACAGGAAGUGUGUGUUGCUGUAUUUUGAUCAUGCAUGUGCAACCCGAACAGAAUCAUGACUCAGCAGAAACAUUCCAUAAUAAAUGGACUGAAAGUCCAGUCAGUUCUGGUUCUGCUCAGUUUCAUUCCUCCAGGACGGAUCGGA